Molecule: messenger RNA, 1129 nt
Organism: Prosopis cineraria
Lineage: Eukaryota; Viridiplantae; Streptophyta; Magnoliopsida; Fabales; Fabaceae
Product: autophagy-related protein 101
Exons: 7
Coding region: 198-854 (218 amino acids)
Biological process (GO): autophagosome assembly; autophagy
Cellular component (GO): phagophore assembly site
Source: RefSeq, a predicted model, not a curated record
AAAAAACUUGGCUGGGUUAUAAAACUUGAAAAUAGGUGGGCGGUGGCACAAAUCGUUCACUUCUCUUCAGGUUGAAUUUAGUUGUCUCGAUCGAGUUACUUCAGCGGUUUCCUAUUUGUGUUGCUUUUACUCCUCUUCCGAACGAAUUUGCCUUUGUCAUCGUCCCUGAAAAGCUAGGGUUUCACUUUGCUACAAUCAUGAACUGUGAAGUUUGCCAACUCAAAGAACUGGAACUAGAGCAAUUUGAGAUACGUGAAGUUUUGCGAUGCAUACUACACACCAUCCUGUUUCAUCGGGCCUUGGGUCUUGUCCGUCCAAAAGAUGUAGACUUGGAACUAUUUGAUAUUACUUACGUGCAAUGCGGAGAAGAUGAACUUGAAAAGAAGGUAGAUGACAAGAUUGAGCAAUUCAUUAGUUGGGUCGAGAAGCAUCCAAACAAAAAAAGUCAGAUAUGCUUAUCUUUCUAUGAAGUAAAAAACAAACAUGUAUCUUGGUUCAGUAAUAAGAUUGAACGCUUGUAUUGGGAGCAAUGGUAUAUAAAUCUUAAUGUAGUCCAGCAUCCAAAGGCUCAUUCUAACAAAUCUCAUCAUUCUAAAGUUGCUGAUCCAGGAGAGGGAGCACUUGAAGAUAGAAAUGCACGAAGUGCCGCACUGGAAUCAUCGCUUCGAGAAGUUUUAUUUCAAAUUAUCAAAUUUGUUAAUGAAAAGAAGGACCAUGUUCCUCCAAUACCGAAUCUUGAGGGUGUCAUAUCAUUCCCCUUUGAAAUUACUAUACCUAGUUCAUCAGAUUCUGCAUUUGGGAUGGACAUGAUAAAGAGGAUGCUGCAGACUGGGCAUCCAACUAUGCUAAGCUGAUUGUCAGUUCGGACAUCGCACAUGUGGUCCCGCGGAUUCUUAUUGUGCAUAGACUUGUGCUGGAAGUGUAGAGCUGAGUAAAGCUAAGUGAAGCAAGGUUUAAUUUACUUGCCCUUGUAAAUAUUUCCUUUUUAAUUUCACCCUUUCCUUCUAUUUCCUCUCUUGGAAGUAUAUAUAUUCUGCACUUACUAUUUAUUGUCUUGUAUAUAUUUUCAAGCGUUCGUGACUUGUGACUUGAGUCGUCUUGCAUAACAUAAUACUAAGUAGUUGCUUUA